Messenger RNA from Haliotis rufescens (red abalone), 1708 nucleotides. Its product is annotated as zinc finger protein 37-like. Gene Ontology annotation, cellular component: nucleus. The transcript is spliced from 4 exons. The coding region runs from base 40 to 1452 and encodes 470 amino acids. Lineage: Eukaryota; Metazoa; Mollusca; Gastropoda; Lepetellida; Haliotidae. The record is from RefSeq and is a predicted model, not a curated record.
GCGGUUUAACUGUACACAACACAUCACAGCUAAUCCGCUAUGCCCAAAUCAUUCCUAAUGAGCAGCAAGAGAAAGAAACUACUGGAGGUCUUGUACCGGGAGCAAGAAGGAACAGAAGGCGAUUCAGAGACGUCUUCCGUCGACUCCUGUGGUGACAGCGGCCUCGCCGACAGUAUGGCCUGUUCUGAGACUUCUCCCUCCCCUGAACAUCUUCGCGAAGACAAGGUGUCAUCACCUCUCAAUCUGUCUGAGAGGUCAGCAUUCGAGCCCAUCCUAAGAUCCAACACGCCCUUCACCCAGAAUAAACGAUCUCCCGAAGUCGCUUAUGGCCAGCCAUUCCCCCAUCCAAUGUUCAGACCAUUUCAGAAGGCAGAAACUCUGUCGACUCGACCUCUUCAGAUGUACCCGUCACCAGCAUUUGCCAUCUCACUUCCCCCCUUGCCCACUGUCUGUGUGAAGGGUCUGCCUAGUGAUCCGACUCGUCCAUGGACAACUGUUGACACGAGUAUACCGUUUACGACAUACCUCAUGAACCUUUCAAAGCUCCUUCAUAAAUCAUCCAGAAAUGCAAACAACUCUGAGUCUGAUGACUGCAAAUCCGAAACAGACUCUACACAAAGAAAUGAAAACAGUAAAAGUCAACAUGAGCAUGAUAUUCCGAAACUCAGGAGACCGGAUACGGAAGUAAUGGGUGCCCAUAUGCCCGCCGACGCGUCAAUGAUGAAGCGUCAUCUUGCUUCAGAGCAACACUCCCCUUAUGGUAGGCUGCACCCCAAGUCUCAUCGACAUUUCCCCCUGGCUGGGAUGGCUCAUGGAGUGGGUGGACUACACCCGGCGUUCUUACAGUUGGAGGGGAUGCACCAUCGGCGACCCCAUACGGACAAACCCCCACCGGUCAAGAAGUACAAAUGUGACACGUGCGGCAAGUCCUUCUCAAGGAGCAACACACUCGUGACUCACAAGCGCAUUCACACAGGCGACAAACCGUUCAAGUGUGAGCAGUGCGGGCGAGCGUUCCGCCAGCCGGGAAACCUGACACGUCAUCGUUUGACCCACACGACGUUCAAGCCGUACGUGUGCUCCACGUGCAACAAGGCCUUCAACAGAGCCUCCAACCUCCACACGCACAUGCGCACUCACACCAACUACAAGCCCUUCCUGUGCCCCUACUGUGGGAAAGGAUUCCAUCAGAAGAUCGACAUGAAAAUACACUGUUACACACAUACAGGCGAGCGACCUCACAAGUGUGACAUCUGCGGUAAAGGAUUCACUCUGGCCAGUACCUUGACUGCUCAUCGCCGCUCGCACGUGCUGGAGAACACACGUAGCCAUACACAUGCGCAAGAUCAGACAGUCAUGUGCCAGUUUUGCGGAGCAGGCUUUCUGCAUCAAUCGGACUUGACAACUCACAUUUUGACGUCACACCAGAAUCACAUCCAAGUUCCCGUGUGAGAACUAAACAGUCUAAUCACUACUGCGAGAUGCAUCAAGAUAAUUCUUUGUGAGGAAUUGUGACUCUACUAGAAAACGAAUAUUAAAGAAAAUCAUUUGUUUGAAUGUCUGUGCAUAUGGCGUAUUUAUUACCUGUGCUAUUUACCUGUAACUGUUUAAAUGUACGUGGUUUGUGUUAUAUGCGGAUAGUUAUCCUCUUGUAGAACCGUUAGUAACUUAUUUUUUCAUUUAUCCGUUAAUAAACAUAUUCGUCCCA